This is a messenger RNA of Clavispora lusitaniae ATCC 42720, 441 nucleotides long. RefSeq lists its product as uncharacterized. The record is from RefSeq and is a predicted model, not a curated record. Gene Ontology annotation, biological process: mitochondrial electron transport, NADH to ubiquinone. NCBI's taxonomy places the organism in Eukaryota, Fungi, Ascomycota, Pichiomycetes, Serinales, Metschnikowiaceae.
AUGUUGAGCAGAUCAUUAUUCAGAAGCACUGUCAGAUACCAGACUACGGUUGCCGAAUCGGUCAAGUCCACAGUCACUGGCCUUACUCGCGAAGAGUUGGCUCACAACAAAAACGCCAUGCAAGCGCCAAACAGACCCAACAAGUGGUCUCCUAGCCAGGAAGGCAGAGCGGAGGUGAUUGCGCGCAACCCGCAAAGAUUUAUUCAGAAAGAUUUGAGCGCCCAGCCUCAGCCUUAUGCUGCCAUUGAGUUGAUUGCCAAACAGCCAAUCAUGUACUUGUCCGAAGGAAACAUCGCAGUCUGUGACGGAAACAAGGGCUCGACUUUGCAGGGCCACCCUAAAGUGUACAUCAACUUGGACAAGCCUGAAGCGGCCACGUGUGGCUACUGUGGUUUGAGAUACGCCAAGGAGGCUCACAGAGAACACAUUGAGAAGAAGUAG